Messenger RNA from Uncinocarpus reesii 1704, 3372 nucleotides. RefSeq lists its product as uncharacterized. Gene Ontology annotation, biological process: mitotic recombination; mismatch repair. The transcript has 3 exons. Lineage: Eukaryota; Fungi; Ascomycota; Eurotiomycetes; Onygenales; Onygenaceae. Bases 1 to 3372 code for a protein of 1123 amino acids. Gene Ontology annotation, molecular function: ATP binding; ATP-dependent DNA damage sensor activity; mismatched DNA binding. Gene Ontology annotation, cellular component: nucleus. The record is from RefSeq and is a predicted model, not a curated record.
AUGAGCCAGUCUGGCUCCUUAAAACGGAAACAACAGCCUACCAUCUCGAGCUUCUUUAGUAAAGCUUCGUCGUCCCCAAGUGGAACUGAAAACAGGAAGACCUCGCUCAAUGGGCUUGGGUGCGGGGACAAGAAAUCCAAGGAGGAUAACAGGCUGGGCCUGAACGGUGGAGAGAGGACGGACUCCGUGGAUGAGGAUGAGGACGACGAUGUGCUUCCGUCACGAAAGAGAAUCAAGAGCAGACAGGCUUCGAUUGAGAGAAGCGGAGCACUGAGUUCAACUUCCCCGGUACACGAGAGCAAGUUUCUGCAGAGUUCACAGAAGUCAGUGCCGAGCUCAUCACGAACGGAACAGUUUCGAUUUCGCAGUUCGCCGGUACAAGCUCUAGCAGACAAAGAUGCGGAACCCGCGAAAUUGGAAGAUGCAAAGGAACUCAGAAGAAGGGAAGAUUUACAUCGGAAAUUCGUUAGGAGACUGGGUGGUCCGGAUUGUCUCCCAUCGUUCAACCAUAAACCGAGUCCGAAUGCAGCAGUGGCUGAAGAAGAGGAGGGCGGGGAAGAAGCUUUGGACGAGGAAGACCCUCCUCCACCUCCGACGAAAGGCCGAGGAGUAAAGAAAGCGACUUCUACGAAGUUGACGCCAUUGGAAAAGCAGGUUAUUGACAUCAAGAACAAUCACAAGGAUACGCUGCUUGUCGUGGAGGUUGGGUAUAAAUUUCGCUUUUUUGGCGAGGAUGCGAGGAUCGCAGCGAAGGAGCUGAGUAUUGUGUGCAUACCCGGGAAAAUGAGAUUUGAUGAGCAUCCUUCCGAAGCUCAUUUGAACCGAUUCGCAUCCGCUAGUAUUCCCGUUCACAGAUUACAUGUCCAUGUGAAGCGGCUUGUUAGGGCAGGGCAUAAGGUUGGCGUCGUUAGGCAGCUUGAGACUGCUGCUUUGAAGGCUGCGGGUGAUAACCGAAACGCACCCUUUGAAAGAAAACUCACGAAUCUCUACACCAAGGGAACCUAUAUUGAUGAUACAGAGGAGCUCGAAGGCUUGAACGCUCCCGGAGCCAACAAUGCAGCUCCAGCUACUGGCUACUUACUUUGCAUGACAGAAAGCAAUGCGAAAGGCUGGGGCAACAAUGAGAAGGUCCAAGUUGGUAUUGUGGCUGUCCAACCUGCUACCGGGAAUAUCAUCCACGACAGCUUUGAAGACGGAUUUAUGCGCACUGAAAUUGAAACCAGGCUUUUACACAUAGCGCCCUGCGAAUUUCUCUUAGUCGGAAACGUCACGAAAGCGACGGAUAAACUUGUGCAGCAUUUAAGUGGGAGUAAGAUGAAUGUUUUUGGGGAUAAAGUACGAGUCGAGCGAGUUUCAAAACCCAAAACUGCAGGUGCUGAAUCGCAUAAUCAUGUGUCGAGUUUCUAUGCCGGGAGGAUGAAGGCGACGGGCAUAACCCAUGAUGAGAGGGCGAGCACCCUGUUAGAGAAGGUCUUGAGUCUUCCAGAGGAUGUCACCAUCUGUCUCUCCGCUAUGAUCAAACACUUAACCGAAUACAAACUGGAAAAUGUGUUUGAUCUCACGAAGUAUUUCCAGUCAUUCUCCGCAAGGUCCCACAUGCUCUUGAACGGCAAUACAUUAACCAACCUAGAAAUCUACCAUAACCAAACAGAUCAUACUUCCAAAGGGAGCCUGUUCUGGAGUCUCGAUCGUACUAAAACAAAGUUUGGGCAACGAUUGCUGCGGAAAUGGGUGGGGAGGCCGUUACUGGAUAAAAAAGAACUUGAAGAUAGAGUCACAGCUGUUACGGAGCUGAAGGAUUCUGAUUCAACUCCCAGAGUUGGCCGAUUAAAGACCCUUUUGUCUAAAGUUAAAACAGAUUUGGAGAAGAACCUUCUCCGGAUAUACUAUGGAAAAUGUACUCGACCAGAGCUUCUCACGGUACUCCAUACGUUGCAAUUGAUAGCAACGGAAUUUGCACACAUAAAGUCGCCGGCAGAUGCUGGUUUCACAUCAUCAACAAUCAACGAAGCUAUCGCAACAUUGCCGGUUGUUCUGGACGAUGUGAACUCAUACCUAAACAAAAUCAACUUGCAUGCUGCGAAGACCGAUGAUAAAUUUACCUUUUUCCAGGAAUUGGAGGAAACCGACGAGAUUACCGAGCAGAAGCUUGGUAUAGGGAGCGUGGAGCAUGAGCUGGAGGAAUAUCGCACUGCAGCCGCAGAGAUACUGGGUAAAAAGAAAGUACACUACUCUACAACCGCCGGGAUUGAGUAUCUGAUCGAGGUGGAAAAUUCGUCUUACCAAUUAAAGAAAAUUCCGGCUUCAUGGCGCAAGAUCAGUGGCACGAAGAAAGUCUCCCGUUUUCAUCCGCCGGAAGUAGUUAGCCUGAUGCGACAGCGGGACCAGCACAAGGAGGCGCUUGCAGCCGCCUGUGAUAAGGCUUUUAUCAGCCUUCUGGCGGAUAUUUCCUCCAAAUACCAACCUUUCCGUGAUUGUAUUCAGGCUCUAGCAACCCUUGAUUGCCUCAUGUCUCUAGCAGCUAUAGCUGCCCAACCUGGGUAUUCGCGGCCCACAUAUACGGACGAAACCCGAAUUAGUGUACGCGAAGGGCGGCAUCCCAUGGUGGAACAACUUCUCCUGGAUGCCUAUGUCCCAAAUGACAUUGAGUUAAGCACCAAUGAAACACGUGCCUUGCUUAUCACAGGCCCUAAUAUGGGUGGGAAAUCCAGCUACGUACGGCAAGUAGCCCUGAUAGCUAUCAUGGGCCAGAUAGGUUCCUAUGUACCAGCAGAAUCGGCAACACUUGGAAUGCUUGAUGCAGUAUAUACCCGUAUGGGGGCUUUCGAUAAUAUGCUUGCCGGGGAAUCGACAUUUAUGGUUGAACUCUCUGAGACCUCGGAUAUACUCAAACAAGCUACUCCAAGAUCUCUCGUGAUCCUCGACGAAUUGGGUCGUGGUACAUCUACUCACGACGGCGUGGCCAUUGCCCAGGCCGUAUUAGAUUACAUGGUCCGGAAUAUUCGCAGCCUUACGCUAUUCAUCACUCAUUAUCAAAAUCUGAGCAGCUUGGCACGUACAUAUCCGAAUGGUGAGCUACGAAAUGUACACAUGAAAUUCACUGAAGCCGGCAACGAUGGACAGGAUAUCACAUUCCUAUACGAAGUCGGAGAAGGUGUGGCGCAUCGGUCGUACGGGUUGAAUGUCGCACGGUUGGCGAACGUACCAUCAUCCGUGAUAGACGUGGCGCGCACCAAGUCGGCAGAGCUAGAGGAGAGGAUCAAACGGAAGAAAUUAGCGGGGAUUGCUAAAGGGAUAACCAAAGUUCUGGAGGGAGACAAGGGUGAAACAGGGCUGAUGGGUAGGUUGCUAAAUGAGGUCGAACAAUUAUGA